This is a messenger RNA of Mollisia scopiformis, 1711 nucleotides long. RefSeq names its product putative D-arabinitol 2-dehydrogenase. The record is from RefSeq and is a predicted model, not a curated record. The transcript has 6 exons. The coding region runs from base 413 to 1408 and encodes 331 amino acids. Lineage: Eukaryota; Fungi; Ascomycota; Leotiomycetes; Helotiales; Mollisiaceae. Gene Ontology annotation, molecular function: oxidoreductase activity, acting on the CH-OH group of donors, NAD or NADP as acceptor.
AAUCUUGUUUGCGCUCUCAGCAACUUUGCUUUCAGCUCAUAAAAUCGACAUUCUUCUCAUUAGAAACAUUAGAAGUUCCCCAGAAAAAUCCCUCUUUUCCCCCACACCACAAAAGCCUCCCCAGGUCUUAGAAGCCAUUUUUCCUGCGUCCAUUCAAAAAUAAAAGCGAGCGGAGCAUCAGGAGAUAAUUUUUUGUGUCAUACAAAAAGUGAAUUUCGAUUGUGCUAGUGGAACGUCGUCAUUUUCGCAUUCACGCAGCCUCGACCCUUUCCGCAGAUAUAAAAAGUCCUCGUCUCGCGUCCUUCCCAACUUCCUUCCCACACAACCACAACCACUUCUCUUCUUCGAUACCCAUAACAACUUCCGAUACUUCUACAACUUUUAAUUACAACCCGCAAACACAUUCCACCAGAUGUUCUCCCGACAGAUCGUCCGCGCCGCUCGCGCUUCACGCGUCGCCGCAAUCCCAACCGUCUCAAGAGUCUCCCGCGCUGCUUUCACAGCUGCUUCUCGUCUUCGAGAGCCAGUUCCUGACGUUGUCGCUGCUGGAGAGGUUUCUGCUGCUACCUACACCGAUGGCCACAUUGAGCGUACCACCAUCAAGGUCGACCAAACCUCCGUUGAGGGCGCUCCCUUGAACAAGACCGUCUACAACCAGCUUCCUCGCACCAUGCAGAGGCUUUCUCUCAUGGACAAGGUUGUUGUCGUCACUGGUGGUGCUCGUGGUCUUGGAUACUCAAUGGCCCAAGCCUGUGCCGAGGCUGUUGCUGAGCUUCACAAGUUGACUGGUGAUUCCGUCCCGGUCGCUUUCUACAACGUCGAUGUUCGUGACGAGAACGCCAUCACCGAGUCCAUUGCUGCUAUCGUCAAGGCCUACGGUGUCCCAGAUGUCCUGAUCAACUCUGCCGGUAUCGCUGACUCCAAUAUGCCUGCCGAGACCUACGACACCAAGAAGUUCGCACGCCUCAUUGACAUCAACCUGAACGGUUCCUUCUUGAUGGCCCAAGCCGUCGGAAAGCACAUGAUCGCAGCCAACAAGCCAGGAUCCAUCAUCUUCAUCGCCUCCAUGUCCGGCUCCAUCGUCAACUACCCACAAGAGCAAUCCUGCUACAACGCCUCCAAGGCCGGUGUCAUCCAACUCGGAAAGUCCCUGGCUGCCGAAUGGGCCAAGUACCACAUCCGCGUGAACUGCAUCUCUCCAGGCACAAAUCUAGGUUACAUGGACACAGCCCUAAACAACGUCCCAGCCCUCGACGCCCAAAAGAAGAUCUGGCGCUCCUUGACUCCUCAAAACCGCCUCGGCGCCGUCGAAGACCUCAACGGCCUCGCCGUCCUCCUCGCUUCCGACGCCUCCGCUUUCAUGACUGGCAGCAAUGUCAUCAUUGACGGCGGCUACACCCUCUACUGAAGGAUAAUGAGGUGGGUGUCCUCGCUGGAGGAUUUUUGGGGGGUAUAUAGCAGCUAUUUCUGCAGGUCGUCGUCAUAUUGCGUAGCAGAAAAUCGGGUGGUUGCGGGGGAGGUGAAGCGGGUAGAUUUCUUAUGGUUCUUCUUCGUUGUGGUUGAGCGUUUCUUUUCUGGUCUCGAGGAUUGGCUUGCGGGAGUUUUUAGACGGUUGCUUUUGCUUGAGGUAAUCAAAUGGCGGAUCGGAUUCUGCAAAUUGUGUGCGUGACUGUGAAAUCUUGUGCUGUGACAUGACGGGUUUGUUUGACUU